AUGUGGUCGGUGGUACGGGGUAACAGUACGGUACCAAUUUUUAUCCUUUCUGCCACUAUAAAGGGGCGAAGGAAGGGAUGGUACCACCUCACGCGAUCCACCGCCAGGCUCUUCCAGUCACAAUGUUGAAUUCGUCGUUCGAUUUUCUUCGCCGAGUUCUCCCGUGGUUGGGAGAGUAAUCGUGACUAUCGAUCGCGGCCGCUCGGCCAAGCAACGGUUUGUUUCCUGACGGCGAUAUGAAGAGCCCGCGAUGGAAGGUCACGAUAGAACGCGCUUAGAAUGCGAGCAGCGAACACCGUCUCGAUCGCCGUUCCUUCGGAAGUAGCUGUUUGACGAUCAAUUCGAUCGCCGGCACAAUCUGGACGCCGAAAGUUCUCGCCGCGAGGAUCGCUGCUAAGAUCGAGAAAACGUUAGCACGGCACGAGCAGCCACAUCGUUGAAUCGACACCGCACGAAUGAAGCGGAUGAAGAAUAGAAAAAUUAAUGGAGCUUCCUCAAAGAUGGAUCUGACCAAGAAAAAGCCAGCGGACUAUAUAGAGCUAGCGUACAGGGAGGCUAUUUCAAAACUCAAAUACUUGCUGGCCGAAUCUUACGCACCGACAGGAAUGUUCAGAACAAAGCUGCAAAGCAUUCGGAGCGUAUACAAAAGCAGUAACUCCCGAUUUAGCGAGUCCGCUGAGGACACGGACGAUCAGAGCGUAAUCAGCGAUGACUUUCGGAGGAACCGGAGCUUCGCUGAGAAGGCAGUUUCCAGCACCUUCUCGCCAUUUCCGAGGACCAUUCAGCCGUCCAAGGUGUACAGCAGCGUGGCGUUGUCGAAGGCCGACAUCCAGUCCGCUCCUCCCGAACUGACGUCCUUCAUCAAACGGCAGGAGGACUACAUCGAGCAAUUGGAACGAGAGUCUCAAUACUGCAGAGACAAACUGAUCAAUCUGUUGAGUAAAGUUCGCGAGGUCGUGGCAGAGAAUGAAGCACUGCACAGCAGGAAUCAGGCGGUGCUGUCGAAGUGCGCUCUGCAGGAUCACCGAGAUUACUGCAGUGUCGUCAGGACGGAUCAUCGCGAGCACGCGCCCGCGAGCGUUUGCACGAUCGACAAUUUGGAGAGCAAGCGUGAGAAAUCGUUGGAGAGACCCAGCAUUAUGUACGAGUCGAGAAUCAGCGAGUUGGAGGCGCAGUUGACGCAGGCCAGACUUGAAUUGCGGAAGGCGCAGGAGGAGAAUCAGGUGAUCUUGAAACGUUUGUCCGAGACCAGUUCGAGCGAAAAAAGCGUCGAGAUGAAGAGCGAAUUGGACAAGGCGUUGCGCGCCAAGUACGAGGCUGAGAUGAAGCUAGAGGAGCUACGAAACCUGCUGUCGGCCGCGAAGGACAGAGAGACGGAGGCGUCGCAGAGAGCGAAGCGAUCCGUGGAUAACCGUCAGCAAAUUGAAUUCGAGAGGAAUCAGAGCGAGAUGGAGAUUCGAAGGUUGAAGGACGAGUUGGAAAAGCAGCACGAGAAGUUGCGCGAGGCUACGCAGGAAAUGAACAGACGCGUAAUCGAGGAGAGGCAGCACCUGGAACGCCAGUACAACCAACAAAUCGAGCAACUCACUGCCGACAUUAUGUCUCACUGGGAAGCGGCCAAUAAAUCGCAAUUGGAGUCCGAGAAACAGCGACGGGAGAUAAACGAGCUCAGACGAGAGUUGUCCCAAAAGCAAACGGUUAUCGAUAAUUUGAAGAAAGAGUUACAAGACAAAAUUUCUAAAUUACAAAGUGAUCUCAAUCAAGCAAUGAGCGACAAAGACGCGGCGGAACAAGAAGUUUUAACGAGCAAACUGACGGCUCAGCAGUGCGAAAGACAGGCUCGUCAGGAACAAAAAAAGUCGGAGGCGGAGAUCAAUUCUUACAAGCAGCGUCUGGAAAGGACGGACGCUGAUCUGGUGUAUUGCAGACGAGAAAAUCUGCGACUGUCCGAGCAAAUUGCAUCCUUGGAGAAAGAGAUCAAUAUAAAUAAAAUCGCACAUACCGAGGAGAACAAUCGUAACCAGAACACGCCUAGAUUGGAAAACGAGAAAGAACUGACUUCCAUGAUAAUGGACAUGGAGACUAAGCAUGCCGCCACGGUGACAGGCCUAGAAGAUGCUCUGAAUAAUCAGGCCACGCUCGUCUCAAGAUUGACUGCCGAAUGCCAAUCUCUCACACAACGUUUGGAAGCUAACAAUCUUAAACACGAGAAAGAAAUGGCAGACCUACAAACCAACAUAGAACACUUGUCGAAUAAAAUACAAGGCACUAUUGCGAGCCACGAAGGAGGGAAUCUGGAAAAUACUGACGAGUCUGCGGUUUUUCAUUACAAUACCGCACUAGAAUCGGCGAUCCCGUCGCAAGAGAACGGAUUGCCGAUGAGCGAUCAAACGUCGCUGAAGACUCACGAGGGAUACGACACCGCGAAUAAUCACAGACUGACCGAAGACUCGGAAAUGUACUCUGUCAUACCGACGAGAAACGAUCAAUCGCAACACGACCUGUACGACUCGUCGUACGAUCAGAUACACGUUACGGAAAACAAUUCUGUGCCGAAUGCAGUCGAAACCGAAAUGUAUCAGCAGGUGGGCGACGCUACUGAAGAAAGUUACGCUAACGUGAACGAUCCAGGAAUGGACACUUAUAUGGCAGAGCAGGAACACAAUCAAUAUAGCGAACACGCGUAAUCUUUCGCAGUGCUAAAGUAAAACACGACCAUUGUAUUUACGGCCGACAAUUCGAUUUAAUGAUCAAGGUGUCAAUUAGAUUAACUCCGAGAGAGAUAAUCUAAUUUAGCCAGAUCGAACAAGACCUUUAUAAUAACAUACUUUAUAUUAACGACAUAAUUUUGCAUAAGUACAUAAAAUACACAAGUAUCGUAUUUGCAUACGAUAUACAGAGUGUCCCAUAAUUGCCGUAUCACCGCUCGUAGGCAAG
This is a messenger RNA of Pseudomyrmex gracilis, 2937 nucleotides long. Its product is annotated as serologically defined colon cancer antigen 8 homolog. Gene Ontology annotation, biological process: tube formation; establishment of cell polarity; centrosome cycle. The transcript has 9 exons. Bases 456 to 2687 code for a protein of 743 amino acids. The record is from RefSeq and is a predicted model, not a curated record. Gene Ontology annotation, cellular component: centriole; centrosome. Lineage: Eukaryota; Metazoa; Arthropoda; Insecta; Hymenoptera; Formicidae.